Molecule: messenger RNA, 2059 nt
Organism: Rhea pennata
Lineage: Eukaryota; Metazoa; Chordata; Aves; Rheiformes; Rheidae
Gene: CDKN1A
Product: cyclin dependent kinase inhibitor 1A
Exons: 3
Coding region: 37-486 (149 amino acids)
Biological process (GO): signal transduction by p53 class mediator; regulation of G1/S transition of mitotic cell cycle; DNA damage response
Cellular component (GO): cyclin-dependent protein kinase holoenzyme complex; nucleus
Molecular function (GO): cyclin-dependent protein serine/threonine kinase inhibitor activity
Source: RefSeq, a predicted model, not a curated record
ACGCGACGCGACGGGACGGGACGGGACGCUACCACAAUGCCUCUGUCACAGAGCAGGGCUGGCCAGCGGAUGCCCUGCAGCAGCAAAGUGUGCAGGAAUCUCUUUGGCCCUGUGGACCAUGACCAGCUCCAAAAUGACUUCCAGGAUCUGCUGAGGCGACAGCUGGAAGAAGCCCAGCACCGCUGGAACUUUGACUUUGAGACAGAUACACCCUUGGAAGGACGCUUCAAGUGGGAGAGGGUUGUCUUUGAUGACCAGCAGCUGCACGGUCUGUCCAAGGCCAGCAGCAGUGAGAGCCAGAGCUGCUCCUCAGCCCACAAGGUACCAUCCAAGGACCAUCUUGUCCAGACCUGCUCUGAGACACUGCAGCAGGACUCUGAGGCUUGCACGGCUGGUGCCCCGCAGCGCUUGAAACGAAGGCAGACCACCAUCAAAGAUUUCUACAGCUCCAAGCGGAGAAUCGUCCCUGACAAGCCCAAGCUGUGACCCUGUAGUGCUUGGCUGUUUGCAAGUGCCUCUCUGAGGGUGCUGUCAUCGGGGAUCCCUCACAGCUGCUCACGCUAAGAUACCCUGAGGGUGUCUGUGGCUCUUUCCUCAGCCCUGUACUAUGUAAGCUGUGUGUAUGAAGCAAUGUAGAGUCUGUAGUUCCCUAUUUAUGAGUAGCCCUGGGUCCUGAGGGACCUUCACUUGUGUGCAAUGUAUAUGGAGUAGCCCAUGUUGAGGCUUGUAGCCCCUUAGAGGGGAUGGAGAAGGACUGAAAUGGCAUUUGCUUGCCUGCGGAGGUGAAGAGCCUCUGUCCUCUGCCCUGUGCUGGUGGGGCCAAGCACUGCUUGUACCCUCCUACUGUCCAGCUGUGGUCCUCUCUGCUGAAAGGCUGGCCAUGGAGAAUGCACUUGUCUCAGCAGCCCAGUAGGGCAGCAGCUCUAGAAAGCCCUAGGAGGAGGUCUCUGAUCAUAGGGUUGGCUUGUGUGUAUGGCUUUUGGUGGCCCUGGGGCAGCUGGACUCUGAGCACACCCUGGCUGCUGGCACAGGGCAUCAGAUGGGGCAGCCCUGGGGGCAGUGAGUUCUUGUCUGUGCUUGGAAGUGGAGUGAUGCAAGGAGGGCAUGCCCAGUGCUUCUGAGGAAGGGAAAUGCCUGGACCCUGGACAGCCCUUCCUCCAGGUGACUCACUGAUACUAUCAUGUGUUAGGUGGGCUGGAGAGUGGUGACAAACUUGCUGCAGGUCCUGGUGACUCACCAAGGUCUCCUAGCUCUCGCCCCCUCCCCCAGCAGGGAGAAGGGCUGCUUUUAGCUGUGGCCAGACCUGGCCUUCCUGAGAUGAAGACAUGUCCCCCUUGCACUGUCCCUUGCCUGCAGGGCCCCCAGUGCUGUCUGUGAGUACAGCUCUGGUGCUGGGCUCCAUGCAGUGUUUUGGUCAAGCCUGAGGCCACCACUGCCUGGGAAGCUUUGGGAUCCCCCUGAACUUCCCGCUGACCUCGACUAAACCCCUUUCUCACCCUGUUGUUGGCUUGUUGAAUGGUGCUAUUUGCCUUCCUGUUCCUGCCUUGUUAAAUACUGACACUAGGCUGGCUGCCUGCUCCGGCCCUGUUGGACUGGUCUAGGAAAGGGGAGCCCUGCUCUCCGGCAGGGAUGACACCGAAAGAGGAAACUAGCUUUGUCCAGGACACUUUUCCCCCUCUGGAGCUGAGGAGGGAGAGGAGGAUCUUCACCUGGCCCUGCCUCGGCUGGGAAACGAGCAGCUUCUGCUGGCUCUUGGCCUGAGGCUGCUGGCUCGCAGCUGGCUCUCCCUGUGUCGGUGGUGGGUAGCUGCUUGUGAGUGACUCGACGUUAUCCGAUCUCAGCACUUUGGGUUUGUCUCCUGCUCCGCUGGAUUUGGACCCUGGAUACUGGUGCAAGAUGGUCCCAGGCAGAAAAGGGACGGGGUCAACCUCCUGCCUUGCACCGAGAUGCACUUUGCUGUCAGUGAAGCUGGCGAGCUCCCAGCACUAAAAGUUUAUUUAUAAAGAUGCUGUUAAGUCUAAUGAGGGGUGGGGAGGGGGGAAAUAUCUGUUUGUCUAUA